AUUCAGUCUUUGCAGCUCCGGUGUGUGUGAGAAAGACUUGUACGGGAAGAGGAGAAGAGACUGUAGACGCGAGGGAUCGAUUAAACGACGGGUAUUGUCAGGUGGCACAGAGCCUGUGAAGACCGACGCCGUGCACUUAAACCCGGGCUUUUUCCGCUGGAUUUGGAAACAUUUCUGUAACGGUGACCGUGUGUAUAGAGCUGAUAGAGGAUGUCUGGACAGAGCAUUACAGACAGGAUAACCGCCGCUCAGCACAGUGUCACCGGGUCGGCGAUAUCCAAGACUGUGUGCAAGGCGACCACGCACGAAAUAAUGGGGCCAAAAAAGAAACAUUUGGAUUACUUGAUUCAGUGCACAAAUGAGAUGAAUGUGAACAUCCCUCAGCUGGCUGACACACUGUUUGAGAGGACCACCAACACCAGCUGGGUGGUUGUCUUCAAGUCCCUCACCGCCACACACCAUCUGAUGGUCUACGGCAAUGAGAGGUUUAUACAGUAUCUGGCUUCAAGGAACACACUUUUCAACCUCAGCAAUUUUUUGGACAAAAGUGGCCUACAAGGCUAUGACAUGUCGACAUUUAUAAGAAGGUAUAGCCGCUACCUGAAUGAGAAGGCUGUGUCCUACAGACAAGUCGCUUUUGACUUCACUAAAGUGAAAAGAGGGUCUGACGGAGUGAUGAGAACUGUGAACACAGAGAAACUCCUCAAGACCAUACCUAUCAUCCAAAAUCAGAUGGACGUGUUACUUGACUUUAAUGUCAACGCCAACGAACUGACAAACGGUGUGAUCAAUGCAGCCUUCAUGCUUCUGUUCAAAGAUGCAAUCCGACUGUUUGCAGCAUACAAUGAGGGCAUAAUCAACCUCCUGGAGAAAUACUUUGAUAUGAAGAAAGUCCAGUGCAAAGAAGGACUUGACAUCUAUAAGAAAUUCCUUACACGAAUGACAAGAAUCUCAGAGUUCCUCAAAGUUGCAGAGCAAGUGGGAAUUGAUCGAGGGGACAUCCCAGAUCUGUCUCAGGCCCCCAGCAGCCUGUUGGAUGCCCUGGAGCAGCACUUGGCUUCUUUAGAGGGGAAAAAAGUCAAAGACUCAACAGCAGCCAGCAGGGCUAGCACCCUCUCCAGUGCGGUCUCCUCCCUAGCCAACACCGGUAUAUCUUUCACCAGAGUGGACGAGAGGGAAAAACAGGCUGCCCUGGAAGAAGAGCAGGCUCGCCUAAAAGCACUAAAAGAGCAGCGUCUGAAAGAGCUUCAGAAGAAUCCUGCUACAGCGACCACAGACUCCUCCCCUGUCUCCACGGUGGGCGGGACCAUCAACUCAGCCCCCGCCAUUGACCUCUUCUCUACCCCCAGCUCUACCAACAGCAACUCCAAGGCAGCCAACGACCUGCUGGACCUGCAACCGGCCUUCCAGCAGCCGCUGCCCCUCUCCACCACUAACACAUGGGGAGAUCCUUUCACCUCUGCUGCAGAAGCUGUGGAGGAAUCCAUUCCAAACUCAAACCCUUUCCUCACACUACCUGUUGUCGACACGUCCGCCGCGUCCUCAGACGCUGGCAGCCUGUCCUCUAGGACACCAAGCCAUGAAGUGUUCGAUCAUUACAAUCCCUUUUUUGACUCAAGCUCUUCCCUGGCAUCUGAUCUUGAUGCUGCUGCACAUAUAGAGACAUUUAUCACAGACUCCUUCUGUGGGCCAAGCCCUUACAACACCACUCCUCUCUUCCAAUCUGAGCCCCCUGCCGUAGCUGGUCUAUUCAGAGGGUUUACAGCCUCCCCAACGCCCCAGCAGCCACAGAACUCUCAAGGCCUUAACGUCGACUUUGACUCAGUAUUUGGCAACAACACCAAUGCCAACAACCUGGACUCUACAGAUGUUUUAGGUGGCAUCCUCAAACCGACAGUGGCAUCCUCACCCAAUCAGGAUAUGACCCCAAAUGGCCAACAGCCCCACAAACUGGUGUCCAACGACCUGGACUCGUCUCUGGCCAAUCUUGUUGGCAAUCUGGGAAUCGGCAACGGUGCACCAAAGAAUGAUCUUCACUGGAGUCAGCCUGGUGAGAAGAAGCUAACAGGUGGAACUAACUGGCAACCCAAGACUGCUCCUUCCACCACCUGGAACCCUGCAACCAUGGUGUCACCUCAGGCACCAUCUGUCAUGGCCUUCCCUGCAACCACACCGACGGGCAUGAUGGCAUAUGCAAUGCCUCCUCACAUGGGCUCCAUGAUGAUGACACAGCCCACUAUGAUGUACACCCAGCCUGUGAUGAGGCCAGCCAACCCCUUCGGCCCCAAUCCAGGUGCACAGAUGCAGUUUAUGUAACCUGCGGGACCAGGGAGAGUCUUUCCCGUUUGAAGACGAUUCACGACAAAGUCAGCUAUCCAAGCAAACCUGCAGUUUGCUCCUAACGAACUCACCUCUCUCUGAGAACGAAAGGCCCAAAUAAGACUUGUUGAAUAAAAUCACGGCGACCGGGAGCCGCUUCGGCAACCUCUGAUAGGCAUCACAGUGGACAUUGUGCCCGUCUAGUCAUGUCUAGGUCAUAGAAGGAGAAGAGUGCGUGCUGCCAUUCUACAAUCACGUGGAUGGGGAUCAGCCCCUACUGUAACCUGGACUAAGAGAAACACAGCAACCCGAUGGGAGAGCUUUCUAACAUCACUGUUUAUGUACCUGGGUUGUUGUCAUUGUUUUUUUUUGUUCCUCUUUCUCCAGGUGAGGCUGUGAGAGUCACUUCUUUUUCAUUAUCAAUCACAAUUACCGUCUUAAAGCAUCCCCAGAUUAGGAAAACAUUUGCAAACACUUCUUCAUACUACACUUUUGUUUUCUUUAUUUUUUACGUAUUGUUUGCAGUAGACAUUCCUUGUGUAUUGUUUGUAUUUAUUUAUGAUUACCUACAGAGGAUGACAUUUAAAAAGAAAUGUAACUAGUCACUGGCCUACUCAUUGCGGAAGGUCUUCAGGUUUAUACAUAGGUAUGAUUGAUUGUAGAAUUGGAUUUUGAGUGAUUGAGAUGAUUUUUAAAAAAAAAGUUAAUAUAAAGUUUAAAGAGAUGACACGUUUUGCUGUUGGGGCACUAAAUAUUCUCUGUACUCGGAUGAUGCCUUGUGCUGUUAGCUGUGGCUCUGGGGGGGGGGGUCACACUGAGGAUGUGUGUGAACGUAAUAAUUCAUAACAAAUAGGCAGGGGUCGAUUUCUGUGAAUUUGGAGCAGGAACAUUUUUCACAUCAGCAAAAAAAAAGCACUACAUUUUGUGAUUGAGGCGGCAUUGCAUUGGAAAGGAAUCUGCAUUUAUGCUUCUGACGCUUCUGGCAUGCCAUUUAUUCUUACAUUUAACAAAGCUGCUGGCUGCCCUUCGCCAACGUGAAUGUGCGGGGGUCCCUUUCAUGCUCAGAUCAUGUUUCCUUAGGCGAGCACAUGGAAGGGGGUGGGGGCACAGGGAGGAGGCAUCGGGUGUAGGUUCAGGUCAGACCGGUAACAUAGGGGUCGGGGUGGGCGGGGGAGUCUAGUUGUGCAGGAGAAUGGAGCACUGUUGAUCGGUGUUUUGUGUAUAUAAAACUAAUCCUGCCAGUCACAGGAAUGGGUGGGUGCAGGUAUGAAAGAUGGUCUGAACAUAAAAGCGGCCCUUAAUUCAUUAACUGAGCAUAUUUUCUGCAUCGUCCCUGCAGAUUAUAUUUUUGUUUGUUUGAUUUUUCCAAUAAAGUGCAAGCUUCCACACUU
Molecule: messenger RNA, 3710 nt
Organism: Dicentrarchus labrax (European seabass)
Lineage: Eukaryota; Metazoa; Chordata; Actinopteri; Moronidae
Gene: picalma
Product: phosphatidylinositol binding clathrin assembly protein a
Exons: 23
Coding region: 211-2316 (701 amino acids)
Biological process (GO): clathrin coat assembly; synaptic vesicle budding from presynaptic endocytic zone membrane; clathrin-dependent endocytosis
Cellular component (GO): extrinsic component of presynaptic endocytic zone membrane; clathrin-coated pit; synaptic vesicle
Molecular function (GO): clathrin heavy chain binding; 1-phosphatidylinositol binding; SNARE binding
Source: RefSeq, a predicted model, not a curated record